This is a messenger RNA of Cavenderia fasciculata, 1728 nucleotides long. RefSeq names its product phospholipase B-like protein (gene plbE). The coding region runs from base 1 to 1728 and encodes 575 amino acids. Gene Ontology annotation, cellular component: extracellular region. NCBI's taxonomy places the organism in Eukaryota, Evosea, Eumycetozoa, Acytosteliales, Cavenderiaceae. Gene Ontology annotation, biological process: phospholipid catabolic process. Gene Ontology annotation, molecular function: glycerophospholipase activity. The record is from RefSeq and is a predicted model, not a curated record. The transcript is spliced from 4 exons.
AUGAUAAAGGAUAUCAUUGUAUUUGUAUUUGUAGUAUUAUUAUUUAUUGUUGUAGAUUAUACAACUUUAGCACUAUCUAAAUCUUCAACAACAACAACCAUUGAAUAUUAUUUUAAACAAGAUGAUAUUAGUAGUGGAAGUAGUAGUAGUAGUAGUGGAGAGAGUUCAAAAGAAUGGUAUUCUCUAACUUCCCAAUAUCAAGUUGUAAAGGGUAAAAAUGUUCAAGGUUCAAUUGCUUGGGGAUAUUUUAAAGAUGAUAUGUUAAUUGAUGGAUGGGGUAAAUUAUCAAUUGAAACAUCAUCGAUUUUAAAUGAUGAUGUUGCAUUCAAGGCAGCUGGUUAUUUGGAAGGUUAUCUGACAUGGCCACACAUUUACAACUUUUCAGUCAAUUUGUUCAACACCAACUUUAACACUACCAAUCCAAAGGAAUUCCCAAUCGAGGUGAUGAACUUUAUCUCUCAAAACUACAACUAUAUGACUCAACUAGUCAAUAGCACAACUUCACAAAAUGAUCCAUACUAUCAACAAGUAUCAAAUGCAAUCGAUCAAAUUCAAGGUCUUUAUCAAGGUUAUAAUGAUGCUGCCGAUUCUGAUCAUCAAUUAACAUUUUGGGAAAUGUAUUUAAUUUCAUUGUAUGUUGAAAUUGGUGAUAUCAUGUCUGCUGUAAUGCCAUCAUCAUCACAUGAAUUUAAACCAAUGUCUAGAGAAGAAGCAGAGACUGUUUUGGCAAAGACCGAUCAUUGCACUGGAUUUAUGAAACUGGCAUCCAACGGUUCAGAACUUUACAUCGGUCAUACUACAUGGGCAGAUUACACCUACAUGAUUAGAAUUUAUAAAAGAUUAAAGAUUCCAGUUGCUUCUACUCCAAAUGGUUAUGAAACAUUAAUGGCAAGUUAUCCAGGAUUAUUAGUAUCAACUGAUGAUUUCUAUAUGAUUAGACCAUCAAAAUUAAUGGUAACGGAAACUUUAAAUACAUUGUUGAAUCAAACAUUGUAUUCUUUGAUUACUCCGGAUUCGCUGAUGUAUUGGGUACGUAAUCUAGUGGCUAAUAGAUUGUCGAAUAGUGGGUAUGACUGGGUCACCUACUUUGUCAAACACAACUCGGGCACCAAUAACAACCAGUACUCUAUCGUCGACUACAAGUUAUUCACUCCCUAUGUCACUUUACCUGCCGAUACAUUGUGGGUCGUCGAACAGUACCCAGGCGGAUACCAAGCUGCAGACCUCACAUUCAACCUUUUAGAGAAUGGGUAUUGGGCCAGUUACAAUCGACCUUAUUUCCAAGAGGUGUUUGAUUUAAUGGGAUACCCAUACUAUGUAAAUCAAUACGGCGACCUCUUUACCUACGAGUAUAAUCCACGUGCCAAUAUACUACGUCGUGACCAAUCUAAAGUCGAUUCUCUCGAUGAUAUGAUGAAUGUCAUCUCUUAUAAUGAGUAUCUGACCGACCCGUUGUCAACAGGGUCUGCUGGUGGUGCUAUUGCCGCGAGAUAUGAUCUCAAGGGUGGACCUGACCAUCCAUACUCUUGGUUCUACCACGGUACACACGGUGGUAUCGACGGCAAGGUGAUGAACAGUGCUAUGUUUGACUCUUACACUGUGCUAGCUCGUAACGGUCCGACUGUAACUGACGAAUGUCCACCCUUCACAUGGGCAGAUUGGCAAGACAACUCUCAUGCUGGUAUGCCCGAUGAAUUUAAUUUCCCUUGGAUUUUGAUUCAAAUUUAA